UUGAACGACGGUGAUGUCUAUCGCGGGCCGUGGAACGAUCACUCGCCGGUGGGAUACGGACGAUAUUCGUGGGCGAACGGGAACGAAUACGUGGGCGAAUUCCACGACGGCAAGCCGAGCGGGCGAGGAACGUACGAGUGGGCGCACGGCGGGGUGUACAAGGGCAAUUUCGAACACGGUUUGAUGCACGGGGAAGGGACGUAUACGGCGUCGGACGGUGCGAAGUACCACGGGUCUUGGAGACGGGGGAAAAAGCAUGGUUUAGGCAUACAGCAUUUUACCAACGGCGACUGCUACGAGGGACUGUGGAACGAUGGGGUCGGCCACGGACCGGGAACGUACAGAUGGAAGGCGCUCGAAGGCGAAGAAGGACACGACGAGUUCGAUGGUGAGUGGCUUAAUGGGAAAAUGCACGGAUGGGGCACCUUGCGGUGGGGAUCGGGCGAUCGAUACGAUGGUAACUGGUCCGUGGGACAAAUUUCCGGCAGCGGUGUCAUGACUUGGUGCGACGGGUCAUCUUUUAGUGGGCGAUGGAAAUGCGGUAAGAAGGACGGGUCGGGUGCGUUCAUGUUGUCUGGGGGUGAAAGUUCUAGUGUUACUCGAAACAAUAUCAAACUCAGCGUGCAAAUCAACCGAUCAGCGAGGCCCAAGACAAGUUUUGAUGACAGCGAAGGCGAGGAAAUUAUCGCCGCAGAUCUAGGCAACACAUACUUGUUGCUCUGCGAGUGCUCUGAGGAUCAAAUCUUGAAGAAAGAAGUCGUCGAGACCGAUGGUGUGGCCCACAAACAUUCGUUGUGGACGAGUCCGAUGGCGAGUAGAUCACGAAAGGUCCGUAAAGUCCGGCAUGGAGAAACUAUUUACAAAGGUCACGGGAGUUACGACUUGAUGCUACAACUGCGCGUUGGCAUUCGUUGGAGUGUGAGCAGCAUGCAAGAGUUCUCGGACGUCGCUUUGCAAACUUGUAGCUUUGACGUAAGCCUCAAGCAACAGUUUCCUCGCGGUGGCUCUGCGAAAACGCCGCCGCACUUCGCUCGAACGUUCAAGUGGAAAGAAUAUAGACCAGAAGUUUUUCGACAUUUACGUGCGCGUUGGCGAGUAGAUCCCGCACAGUUUAUGCUGUCGCUGUGUGGUGAUCAAGCGCUGAGAGAGCUGUCUUCGCCUGGUAAGUCCGGGAGUGUGUUUUACAUAUCUCACGACGAUCAAUUCAUCAUCAAAACGAUGCGAAAGUCGGAAAUGGUGCGACUCAAGUCUUGGUUGCAUGUGUAUUACCAACACGUUCACGAUUACCCCGAGACGUUAUUGCCAAAGUUUUACGGCUUGUAUAGCAUCAAAGCGGCUGGCACUGCGAGGAAGGUACGGGUGGUUGUCAUGUCGAAUCUCUUCUCCGCCAAGCACCCGAUACACAAGACUUUUGAUCUCAAAGGCUCGACACACGGACGUUUCACGAAGCUGGAAAACGCGACGCCACACACCGUGUUGAAAGACUUGGAUAUUUCUAGAAAAUUCCGCGUUGAAGAAGGGAAACGAGAUAAACUCAUCGAGCAAUUGAACAAAGAUUGUAUAUUUCUGCAGAAAUUACGUGUCAUGGAUUACAGUCUCCUCGUUGGAGUACACUUUGGCUUCGCGCACGGGAUGGAGGAAGUCUCGCCGAGCGAGCAAGCCUCGCUGCGACCGCCACCGGGAACAGACGACCUCAUCGCGCACUCUACUGGAGCAGCAAAGUCCAAGUUGGGCGUCGCUAUGGCCGCAGUCUCCGUGCACGGGCGUAUUUUGACGAAGCAACCUCCAGUUGAGUCCCCUAUCGAAGAGCACACGGAGCCUCAAGACGUCAUUCUAUACCUCGGCAUCAUUGAUAUCUUGCAGGAAUACACGACGUCGAAAAAUUUAGAGACCAAGAUGAUGGGUGUGAUGGGUAAAAAGUCUUUCUCCUCCAUCGAUCCGACGAAUUACGCGAAACGGUUCCUGAACUUCAUGUCUAAUUUGUUU
Messenger RNA from Ostreococcus lucimarinus CCE9901, 1986 nucleotides. RefSeq lists its product with no specific name. The record is from RefSeq and is a predicted model, not a curated record. The transcript has 2 exons. Gene Ontology annotation, biological process: phosphatidylinositol metabolic process. Gene Ontology annotation, molecular function: phosphatidylinositol kinase activity. Lineage: Eukaryota; Viridiplantae; Chlorophyta; Mamiellophyceae; Mamiellales; Bathycoccaceae. The annotation marks the transcript as partial.